AGUUGCCUAUAUAUACACAGCUGCAUUUGCUCUGAUUUCACAGAACUGCAAUCUACAUACACACAUUAACAAACUUUUCUUGUUUUUGUUCUCGUCAUUUUCCUUUUCUCAAGAACCUCCUUUUCUCUUGUUUUGUAUUUGAUCUGAUUUGAUUGGUUUAUCCUUCUAGGUUUAAAAGGCUUUUUGAUUCAAUUCUUGAACAAAAUCUCAAUUUGGGUCUCGAAUGGCAACUUGGGUUUUGUCAGAAUGUGGGUUUAAGCCUCUUGCUCCAUUUUUCCCCCAACCCAGAACUGGGUUCAUCUCUAAUCCACCAAAGAUUGGAUCUUUACAUGUAAACGCUAAGCCAAUUGGUUUAAAUUUGUGUUCUUCAAAUGGGUUUUCAAGAACUAGGCUUUUGGUCCCAAAAGUGAGUGCUCCAUUCAAGAUUGUUGCUCCUUUAGAAGAAGAGGGUGAAAAAGAUGAGAUUUUUAAUGGGGGUGUGGAUGAAGUUGAGGAAUUUGAUCCUGGCGCAGUGCCUCCUUUUAAAUUGUCAGAUAUCAGGGCAGCAAUUCCAAAGCAUUGUUGGGUUAAAGAUCCCUGGAAAUCUAUGAGUUAUGUUGUUAGAGAUGUUGCCGUUGUUCUUGGAUUAGCUGUAGCUGCUGCUUAUGUAAAUAAUUGGCUUGUUUGGCCUUUGUAUUGGGUUGCUCAGGGUACUAUGUUUUGGGCUCUUUUUGUUCUUGGUCAUGAUUGUGGUCACGGGAGCUUCUCAAAUAAUCCGAAAUUGAAUAGUGUGGUUGGACAUAUUCUGCAUUCUUCAAUUCUUGUGCCCUAUCAUGGAUGGAGAAUUAGUCACAGGACUCAUCAUCAGAAUCAUGGGCAUGUUGAAAAUGAUGAAUCAUGGCAUCCGUUGCCUGAGAAGCUAUAUAAAAGUUUAGAUAUUGUAACACGAUUGCUGAGAUUCACUGUGCCCUUUCCCAUGCUUGCAUAUCCUUUUUACCUAUGGGGUAGAAGUCCAGGGAAGACUGGUUCUCACUUUGAUCCAAACAGCAGCUUAUUUGUGCCUAAUGAGAGGAAAGAUGUGAUUACAUCAACUAUAUGUUGGACAACAAUGGCGGCUUUGCUAGUUGGAAUGUCAUUUGUACUUGGUCCUAUUCAAAUGUUGAAACUCUAUGGUGUUCCCUACUGGGGUUUUGUGAUGUGGCUUGAUUUUGUCACCUAUUUGCAUCACCACGGACAUGAAGAGAAACUUCCUUGGUAUCGUGGGAAGGAAUGGAGUUACUUGAGGGGAGGACUUACCACCAUUGACCGUGACUAUGGAUGGAUUAACAACAUCCACCAUGAUAUUGGCACCCAUGUAAUACACCAUCUUUUUCCUCAGAUCCCCCAUUACCACUUGGUGGAGGCGACAAUGGCAGCUAAACCUGUGCUUGGCAAGUACUACCGUGAACCAAAAAAGUCAAGUCCGCUACCUGUUCACCUUAUUGAAGAUUUAACUAAAAGCUUGAAACAAGACCACUAUGUUAGUGACACCGGAGAUGUAGUAUACUAUCAAAGGGACCCAAGACUUGGCAAUUCUACUAAAAACUCAUAAAGGGAAGCUCUUUGAUAGUUUGGAUUUAGGAGUUUGAAAGCACAUUGAUCAUACCUUAUUAUUGAGAGAGAUUGGGAUUUCAUUUGCUAAUGCAAGAGGUGGUAUAGCUAGUAGAUAAUAUUGUAGCAUCAUGCUUCUUUUUAAAUUAAAAAGAAGUCAAUGUAUUAUUUAUUGUAAUUCAUAAACUUGUGGUGCUAUAAUCAUAAACUAUGUAUACUCGUCGCCAUGUGACAAUAGCAUCAAGCCAUCAAGGCGAAUAUUGUGUACUGCAGCAAAUUCUUUGUGUACUAAACAAUUGUUAUUAUUGAAGCUAUUUUACUC
Daucus carota subsp. sativus is the source of this 1891-nucleotide messenger RNA. RefSeq names its product omega-3 fatty acid desaturase, chloroplastic. The record is from RefSeq and is a predicted model, not a curated record. Gene Ontology annotation, molecular function: oxidoreductase activity, acting on paired donors, with oxidation of a pair of donors resulting in the reduction of molecular oxygen to two molecules of water. Gene Ontology annotation, biological process: lipid metabolic process. NCBI's taxonomy places the organism in Eukaryota, Viridiplantae, Streptophyta, Magnoliopsida, Apiales, Apiaceae. The transcript has 8 exons. The coding region runs from base 224 to 1570 and encodes 448 amino acids.